UUUUAGGUGAUGGCUUCUCUGUUCUUCUGACAUUACUCUCUCUCUCCACUCGAGGUGAAUUUUUUUGUUUGUUUUCUGAGUGGGGAACCCCCAAUUUUCAGCCCAUUUUUUCAGUUCUUCACUCUCAUUUCUUACUCACUUUUUUGGAGACAAGAAAGUAAUACUCCCCUGUUUUCUCUCCUCACCUCUGAAUCUCCUCAUAUUAUCCUCUAAAUCCACACAUUUCAUUUCACACUCAAAUCUCACUCAAACUAAACAGGGGAAAACAGAGUAAGAGAGAGAAAGUUCAAGAAACACAAAUGGAUCCGCUAUAUUACAUCAUUCUCAGCCUUAGUCUCCUGCAUUUUCUUCAUACAGGAGUUAAUGGAGCAACAUUCACAUUCGUCAACAAAUGUGACAACACAGUAUGGCCUGGAAUCCUCGCCAAUGCAGGCACCCCAAAACUCGCAACAACAGGAUUCGAACUCCCAACCGGCACCUCCCAGUCACUCCAAGCCCCAACCGGUUGGUCCGGUCGAUUCUGGGGUCGAACCGGCUGUAACUUCGGCGGCUCCGGUCUCGGCUACUGCGCCACAGGAGACUGCGGCUCCGGCGCCGUAGAAUGCAACGGAGCCGGCGCCGAGCCGCCAGCUACAUUAGCCGAGUUCACUCUUGGUACAGGUAGUCAAGACUUUUAUGACGUGAGUUUAGUUGACGGGUAUAAUUUACCCAUGUUGGUUGAGGUAAGUGGUGGGUCGGGUUUGUGUGCUACAACUGGUUGUGUGGUUGAUUUGAACCAAGUUUGUCCAAGUGAGCUGAAAGCAGGAAAUGGUAAUGCGUGUAAGAGUGCGUGUGAGGCUUUUGGAAGUCCGGAGUAUUGUUGUAGUGGUGCGUAUGGUUCACCUACUACUUGUCAACCUACGGUUUAUUCUCAGAUGUUUAAGGCUGCUUGUCCUAGAUCUUAUAGUUAUGCUUAUGAUGAUGCUUCUAGCACUUUCACUUGUAGUGGUGCUGAUUAUACUAUCACCUUUUGCCCCUCUACUCCAAGUCAGAAAUCAUCAAGAGAUACAACGACCCCAGUUACAGCUCCUGUGACAACGACACCACCAGAUUUUUCCGGGUCGGAUCCAACUGGCUCAACAUCAACUGGAUCAGGAGGGGGCAUGACAUAUGGGUCAGCGUCCGAAGGCGGACCUGGAAUGAUAACCGGACCCGGAACCGGAACCGGAACAACAACCUCAGCUGUGCUAACUGAUGGAUCAUGGUUAGCUGGCUUAGCCAUGGGACACUCACCCUCUUUACAACCAACAAUAGUAGUACCCUUUGUAAUUGCAAUAUUCUCCCUCUUCACUUUUCUCACCUUGUAGUGAAAAAACUAUAAGGAUGUUAAAUGAGUAAUGAUGUCUUUAACAUGUUUUAGUCUGGCAUUUCAUCGAACACUUGGCAAAGCCGAAAAGGGGUGUUCUUGUCCAGCAUAGUAGAACCCAACUUCAAAUUUAGAUAAAUUAGAAUUCAAGGGUUUUAAUUAUGAACUUGUACAGAAAAAAGUGUUGGCAAAGAUGUAGGAGAGAGAAGAAAAAAAAGAUGGGAAUUGCGGGUUUAGCAAGAUUGCAGUUGUUUUAUGUCAGCUAUGAGAUUGUUUUUUGGUUGUUAAUUUUUUGCCUUUAGAUUUAACAUUGUCAUCAUAUCUACGAAAUUUGAUAGUCAAUGGAGGUAUCUACUUAAAAGAUCUUUGGAACA
Molecule: messenger RNA, 1719 nt
Organism: Beta vulgaris subsp. vulgaris (sugar beet)
Lineage: Eukaryota; Viridiplantae; Streptophyta; Magnoliopsida; Caryophyllales; Amaranthaceae
Product: thaumatin-like protein 1
Exons: 3
Coding region: 300-1346 (348 amino acids)
Biological process (GO): defense response
Cellular component (GO): extracellular region
Source: RefSeq, a predicted model, not a curated record